CUAAAGGAAGCAGAUGUCACCCUUAUAGUGAUUGGACAGGCAUCCUACCAUCAUAUUGAGCCUUUCUGCAAACUGACUGGAUAUUCUCAUGAAAUCUGUGUUGAUCCUGAGAGAGAAAUAUAUAAGAGAUUGGGAAUGAAAAGAGGGGAAGAAAUUGCCUCCUCAGGACAGAGCCCUCACAUAAAGUCAAAUCUGCUCUGGGGAAGUCUUUGGAGCCUAUGGCGAGCAGUGAAUAGCCCUCUUUUUGAUUUCCAAGGAGACCCUACUCAUCAAGGUGGAUCUCUCAUUUUAGGUCCAGGUAACAACAUCCAUUUUAUACAUCGUGAUAAGAAUAGGUUGGAUCACAAACCUAUAAACUCUGUUUUACAGCUUGUAGGGGUUCAGCAGGUGAACUUCACAAGCAGACCUUCAGUCAUCAACGUGUAAUUCAUAUGGAAAUCUGCAGCUUACAAAUGGGCACUUAAAAUGUGAUCUUAACAUCCUCAUGCAGUGUCUACCAUGCUGGUUCUCUAGCCAUUGAAU
Dipodomys spectabilis (banner-tailed kangaroo rat) is the source of this 522-nucleotide messenger RNA. RefSeq names its product peroxiredoxin-like 2C. The record is from RefSeq and is a predicted model, not a curated record. The transcript has 4 exons. The annotation marks the transcript as partial. NCBI's taxonomy places the organism in Eukaryota, Metazoa, Chordata, Mammalia, Rodentia, Heteromyidae.